Molecule: messenger RNA, 1807 nt
Organism: Alligator mississippiensis (American alligator)
Lineage: Eukaryota; Metazoa; Chordata; Crocodylia; Alligatoridae
Gene: METTL9
Product: methyltransferase 9, His-X-His N1(pi)-histidine
Exons: 5
Coding region: 325-1290 (321 amino acids)
Molecular function (GO): protein-L-histidine N-pros-methyltransferase activity
Source: RefSeq, a predicted model, not a curated record
CCGCCAUUGUCCGCCCGGCCCGUUUUGAAAGCGGCGCCCCGCGGCGCGGGCCUAGCGCGCAGGGCCCCGGGGCGCUCUGUGAUUGGCGGGCGAGAGGGAGGGAGCCGGCGCGUGCCAGGCCCCGGCGUGUCCCCGCAAUCCGCUCCGGCCGGCCCCGCGGCCCGGCCCUCCCGGGUUCCGGCCUGUGCGUGCGCAGGGCCCCGGCGGGGAGCGCGGAGCUGGGAGCGGGGCCGGCCGAGCCGAGCCGAGCCGCCGCCGCUGCUGCUGCCAUGGCGAGGGGAGGCGGGGGCUGCGGGAGGGCAUGACUCCGCGGCCCGCCCCCCGAUGAGGCGGUGGCUGGUCUGGCUGGGCUGCUACGCCGUGUUCCUGUGGGCGCUGCGGAGGAGGAUGCGGGCUGGCCCCGCCAGGUCCCUCAGGAGCGCGCUGUCCAGGUCCCUGCACGCCACGAUGAUGGGCAGCCACAGCCCGCCGGCCCCGGGCACCGCGGAGACGCACCAGUGGUAUGUGUGCAACACAGAGCAGUUGUCUGAAUCCCUUCAGCCUAUUUUUGUCCAGAGUUACCUUGACCAAGGAACACAGAUCUUCUUAAACAACAGCAUUGAGAAGUCAGGCUGGCUCUUUAUCCAGCUCUAUCACUCUUUUGUGUCCUCAAUUUUUAGCCUCUUUAUGUCUAGGACCUCUAUCAAUGGGCUGCUGGGAAGAGGCUCAAUGUUUGUGUUUUCACCAGAACAGUUUCAGAGACUGCUCAAAAUAAACCCAGAAUGGAAAUCCCAAAGACUUCUCGACUUAGGAGCUGGAGAUGGAGAGGUCACUAAGGUCAUGAGUCCUCACUUUGAAGAAAUCUAUGCCACUGAGUUGUCUGAAACUAUGAUAUGGCAGCUUCAGAAAAAGAAAUACAGAGUGCUUGGCAUAAAUGAGUGGCAGAACACAGGUUUCCAGUAUGAUGUUAUUAGCUGCUUGAAUUUACUCGAUCGCUGUGAUCAGCCACUGACUGUUUUAAAAGAUAUUAGAAGUGUUCUGGAGCCAACUAGAGGCAGAGUCAUUCUAGCAUUAGUUCUGCCCUUUCAUCCAUAUGUGGAAAAUGUAGGUGGCAAGUGGGAAAAGCCCUCAGAAGUUUUGGAAAUCAAGGGGCACACUUGGGAAGAACAGGUCAAUAGCCUGCCGGAAGUUUUCAGGAAAGCUGGUUUUGCCAUUGAAGCUUUCACCAGACUGCCAUACUUAUGUGAAGGUGAUAUGUAUAAUGACUACUAUGUAUUAGAUGAUGCUGUCUUCGUCCUCAAGCCAGUGUAAGUAUAUGUGAAGUAAAUCUUCAGAGUCAAACCCAAGAAGCAGCCUCUGAAAGAGGUGUUUGAUGUAUGAUUACUUAAAGGGAGAGGAAUUUGGGAUUGCCAUUCUAAAAAAAAUACCAUGUAAGAAUUUUAAAGGCCAAAAUACUAAUGUAUUUCUUUGUAGUACGAUUAGAAAGGACAGUUUUUUUAAAACAGACUCUUCAGUUCAGAAUUUUUUACCAACUCUUAACAAUGCAUUCUGCAAUCCAAGAGUAAUGGAAGAUAUUUUUUUAUAAUUAAUUGCAGUAGGAAUCAGAAUUGGACAGAAGCAAUAGUCAUGAUGAUACACAAACUGAUACAAGGUGUGGAUUGUUGUUAAAGCAAUCAAGUGAAAUCUGGCCAUAAGGCUGUCCAUUCAGUUCAAAAACAUUGUUGACUAUAAAGUGUCGGAAUGGAUAUUCUUCCAUGUUAAGAAGUUACUUGACCUCUGACUGUCGUUCUUCAUGUUUUUAAUCAUGCUAAUAAACUUUUUGAGAUGA